Molecule: messenger RNA, 1957 nt
Organism: Vespa velutina
Lineage: Eukaryota; Metazoa; Arthropoda; Insecta; Hymenoptera; Vespidae
Product: pancreatic triacylglycerol lipase-like
Exons: 6
Coding region: 663-1841 (392 amino acids)
Biological process (GO): lipid metabolic process
Molecular function (GO): lipase activity
Source: RefSeq, a predicted model, not a curated record
CUUUUUUUUUUUUUCUUUUUUUUUUUUCUUUGUUAAACUAAAAGACGAGGCGACUGAUAAUUUUGCACUUUUGCUUUCAUGCAGAUACAUACAUACAUAUAAUAAAGUAUUGAUAACACGUAUACAAUUAUAUGUCAUGCACCUUCGAUGAUGUCAGCAUAAAUGUUUCUGUUAUUUCUUUUGUUGACUUUUUAUCAUACGCAACAAUUUAAUGAGACCAAUUAUUAUUCAUUAGAGGUAAUAUUUGAGUAUAUGAAGAUUAUUAUAUGGGACACGAUUGGUUCACUGAUCCGAAAGAAAAAUAUGUUUAUCGAAAAAUUUUUCUCGAGGUCUUUAAGUUUUGGCUCAAGGUCUAAAUAUUUUUUUUUUUUAACAGGAUGGAUAUUUAUGACACCUUGUAAAUUCUCUUUUAAUUAGCUUUUAAAUUAGCUGCUAUUAUGUAAAUAGAUCAUUUAUAUAAUGUUCCCUCUCCUUGCUAAGAUAUUAUAAAUGGGCAUACAAUGACUUUUAAAAAUGGUGACGUGACAUUUGCCUAAAUUUAAUAUCCGGUAUACAUACGGAUAACAUUACGCUAUCACUAUUAUAUAUGACUGAUCAAAGAAUUGGGGCGUAGUCUUGAUAGAUUUUUUCAUCAACACACACCCCCAAAAAUAUACAUCAUUAUGAUUAACGUCUCUCGUUACGUUCCUAUCGUCAUCUUAAUAAGCUCGUUUUUAUCUUAUGUAAGGACAAGGAACUGGGAGCUUGAUUCUAUAUUUCUACGCUAUUACGAUAACACGCUUGAGGAUUAUGUCGACGAGAAAUUGAAUAAUGCUUCGUUUCUCGUUUCGAGAAUGGACAAAAAUAAACCAACAGUAUUUUACAUUCAUGGGUUUAUGGAGGACGUUGAGAAAGAGAGCGUAACUACGGUAGUAUGCGCAUAUUUACAACGUAAAGACCAUAACAUCCUAAUUGUCGACUAUAGAAACAUCAGUAAAUUGCAGUAUGUAGAAGUGGUUUUGGCCGCUAAAUUUGUGGGAUAUGCUUUAGCUUUAGCUUUGAACAAGAUGGUUUUGGCUGGACUAAAUUCAGAAAAGCUUCAUAUUGUUAGUCACUCUUUGGGUAGCCAAAUAGCCGGACAUAUUGGGAAAUCGACAAGUUUCAAGAUACCAAGAAUCACAGGAUUGGAUCCUGCAGGUCCUAUAUUCAAUUUUCUCGAGUCUCAUCUUUCUUCGACAGACGCACAAUUCGUUGAUAUUAUUCACACGGAUUAUGGAUUUUAUGGGAUAUCUAGAACUACGGGAAUUGUGGAUUUUUUUCCGAAUGGUGGACAUCGUUUACAGCCAGGAUGUUCGUUAGGUUCACCUUUCUUAAGUGUCGAAGAUUUUUGCAGUCACCAUCGAUCAUGGAAAUAUUAUGCCGAAUCAUUAAUCAAUGAGAAUUCCUUCAUGGCGGUAAAAUGUUCUUUAUAUCGUGAAUUUCUCGCUGGGAAGUGUAACGAAAACCUUAAAGUUCCAAUGGGCUUUGCAACUUCAACUAACGCGUUAGUAAACAGGAUUAGUAACUUCGUUGAGAUUACAAAAAAGUUCAAUUAUUAUCUCGAAAGACAAAAAUUGAGUUCGGAUAUUACUUCAACUUGUUUUUUUUCUUUUUUUUAUCCAACGAUAACUAUUAGCAAUUAUAUAAUAAUAUGCUUUAUAUAUUUUACAUUUAAUUUAUCUUUAAAACGAAUUGCAAUUAGUUAUAUCGUCACAUAUAGAUAUUGUUUCACGAAAAAUCUUUAUUACAUCGUUUCUCUCUUUUCCGUUUCAGUAAAGGAACAUUUUAUCUUACGAUUAAUACAGACGAUCUAUUUGGACUAAAAACACUUGAAAAAUGUAUGAAUUUAAUUAAAAAUCAAGCUACUAAUGAUUCUUAUUCCACUGUUUAACAUUACUACACAUACACACACACACACACAUAUAUCUAAGCAUAUAAG